UUGUACAGACUAUUACGAACCCUGCAACUAACUGGGUUUAAUUUUUUUCCAUCGUAAUGUCAUACUCUGGGAUACACCCCCAACACCUAUAUAAAGCAACCCCAUGUCAUGAAGCACUCCAACCAGCAAGGCCCAAGCUUGUCAACUAUACGUGCUAAGUUACAAGUCACAAGUCACGGCUGCUGACAGAUGGAGGCGACGGGCGGCAUGCGUCGCCACUUGCUGUGCCCGAUCUCGCUGCAGCCCAUGCAGGACCCUGUCACGGCGCCCACCGGCAUCACCUACGACCGCUGCGCCAUCGAGCGCUGGCUCGCCGCCGGCCACGAUACCUGCCCCGUCACCGGCCAGCCGCUCUCCCUCGCCAACCUCACCCCGAACCACACGCUCCGGAGGCUCAUCCAGUCCUGGCGUCCGAAUUCGACGCCGGUGGAGCGAGAGCAGCCGGAUGUUGCUGCCGACGUUGUCAAGAAGCUCUUGUCAUCAGCGUCUUGCCCGCCGGUUGAUGUGCUUUGUAAGGCCGCUGAGGUGGCGUCGGAAAGCGAGGUGGCGCGGCGGUACAUGGUGGACGCCGGUGUGCUCCAGCGCGUGCUCCGCCUCGUCGUGUCCUGCGCCAAGAACAAGAGCAGCCCCGGUGAUCAGGGGAGUUUCGAUAUACCGACUACUGUCGAGGCGUGCCUGGCUCUCAUCCGCGCGCUCGACGUCUCUGGGGACGAGCUUCGGCCGCUCGUAGUCGACAGCCACGACCUCGUCGACGCGCUGACCGACGUGCUCGUAGCCUUCGAGCCCGGUCCCGGCGGCGCGGCGCGAGCGAGCGCGGUGCAGCUGCUGGAGUCCGUGACCGAGGAGGCCAGUGCUUCGGUCCUGGGGAGAUUGAGGCUGGAGCUCUUCCGCGCCGUCACGGCCGUGGUGCGGGACCGGCUGUCCCCGGGCGCGACUCGCGCGGCGCUGUGCGCGCUCCUGCACGCGUGCCCCGUUGGCCGGAACCGCGCGCUGAUCGUGGAGGCCGGCGCGGUGCACGAAGCCAUCGAGCUGGAGCUCGCCGCGCCAUCGUCCCCGGGCUUUGGAGCGGGAGACAGGCGCGUGACGGAGCUGACGAUGGCGCUGCUCGCGGAGCUGUGCGCGUGCGCGGACGGACGCGCGGCCGUGGCGGCGCACCCUGCGGGCAUCGCCGUGGUGGCCCGGCGGCUGCUGCGCGUGUCCGCGGGCGCCGACGCGUGCGCGGUGCGCGUGCUGGCGGCCGUGAGCGGCAGGGCGGCGUCUCCGGAGACGCUGCGGGAGAUGGCGCGCGUGGGCGCCGUGGGGAAGCUCUGCUGCGUGCUGCAGGCGGACUGCGACGCCAGCGUGAAGGAGGCGGCGAGGGCCGUGCUGCGGCUGCACUCCGCCUUGUGGAGCGGGUCGCCCUGCGUCAGCGCCUACCUGCUCUCUAGGUACCUGUAGCUGUGGGCAUAGCAGCAGUUCUUGCGGUGCAACAUGUUGAUUAGAUGCCUGUAACCUUAGCAUGUAGGAGAGAUUUGAUUUUGUUAAUUUCCCGAGCAAUCCUCGCUGCAGGUUGUAAAUGUUAAUUAGUCAUCUCUCACAAAGAAAUUUAAAAAUCUCAUGCGGUAUUUUGA
Molecule: messenger RNA, 1610 nt
Organism: Phragmites australis (common reed)
Lineage: Eukaryota; Viridiplantae; Streptophyta; Magnoliopsida; Poales; Poaceae
Product: E3 ubiquitin-protein ligase PUB23-like
Exons: 1
Coding region: 190-1437 (415 amino acids)
Biological process (GO): protein ubiquitination
Molecular function (GO): ubiquitin protein ligase activity
Source: RefSeq, a predicted model, not a curated record